Messenger RNA from Gasterosteus aculeatus aculeatus (three-spined stickleback), 2665 nucleotides. Its product is annotated as pyruvate dehydrogenase (acetyl-transferring) kinase isozyme 2, mitochondrial. The record is from RefSeq and is a predicted model, not a curated record. Lineage: Eukaryota; Metazoa; Chordata; Actinopteri; Perciformes; Gasterosteidae. Gene Ontology annotation, biological process: regulation of glucose metabolic process; protein phosphorylation. Gene Ontology annotation, cellular component: mitochondrion. Gene Ontology annotation, molecular function: pyruvate dehydrogenase (acetyl-transferring) kinase activity.
CAUGAUUCCAUUUGCUUUUUGCUUAUUUUAAUGAAAAGAACCAGUAAACCAAACAUAGUAUUGUGCGUCAGAACGACGAACAUGACAAUUACUAAAGAGCCACUUAAUAGUUGGAUUCCACCUCCAUGUAAACAAGUGUAGCAGUGCCGUGCAGCUUGGUGUGAACGUGACGACAGCACGAGGACACAACAGCUGACAUUUUUUCCAUUCGACUCUUGUUUACCACAUUCAGAAUACAAGUGGGCGGGACCCUUCGUAGAUUCUGAUUCGCUGGCCGCCUCACCGAGCUCUCCCAUAGGCUGAGCCUUUCUAUUAACGAAGGUUUCCGCGCGUCGGACUGCAGACUGUAAACGACAGCAUCCUCAGCCCCUCAGCUGUCACUCAAAGAUUGUUAUCUUCUUUCCUAAAGGUUUCUUUGGCCGCUUUGAGGAUGACGAGUAAAGUUCGGUUCGUUGGCUCUGUGGUGAAGACGGUGGCUCAGGCCAACAUGCCACAACACAUCGACCACUUCUCCAAGUUCUCCCCCUCUCCUCUGUCCAUGAAGCAGUUUUUGGAUUUCGGUUCCACCAACGCCUGUGAGCGCACGUCGUUCGUGUUCCUGCGGCAGGAGCUCCCUGUGCGUCUGGCCAACAUCGUGAAGGAAAUCAGCGUGCUGCCGCCGCGGCUGCUGGCCACGCCCUCUGUCCAACUGCUGCACAGCUGGUAUAUUCAGAGCCUGAUGGAGAUCCUGGACUUCCUGGACAAGAGCCCCGAUGACCACAGAGUCCUUGAAAUGUUCGUGGACAUCUUGGAGUCCGUCAGAAACCGGCACAACGACGUAGUCCCCACCAUGGCUCAGGGGAUCAUCGAGUACAAAGACGCUUUCGACCGGCAGGACGCCGUCACCGACCACAACAUCCAGUAUUUCCUAGACCGUUUCUACACCAGCCGCAUCUCCAUCCGCAUGCUCAUCAACCAGCACACUCUUAUCUUCAAGGGCAACACAAACCCCGCCCACCCCAAUACCAUUGGCUGUAUCGACUCCGUAUGUGAAGUGACUGAAGUUGCGCAAGAUGCCUAUGAGAGUGCUAAGAUGCUGUGUGAGCAGUAUUACCUGGGAGUACCAGAGCUGGAGCUCAGGCAGAUGAAUGCAAACAACAAACAAGAGCCCAUUCACAUCUCAUACGUCCCAUCUCACCUGUACCACAUGCUCUUUGAACUCUUCAAGAAUGCUAUGAGGGCAACCAUUGAGAACCACGAUACAAGCAGGUCCCUCCCACCCAUCAAAGUCAUGGUCGCUCUUGGUGGAGAGGACCUGACAAUCAAGAUGAGUGACAGAGGAGGCGGUGUUCCCUUCAGGAAGACGGAGCGUCUGUUCAGCUACAUGUACUCCACGGCUCCCAGACCCUCCAUAGAAGAUAAGCACAGAGCCCCACUGGCGGGGUUCGGCUAUGGUCUGCCCAUCUCUCGCCUCUACACUCGUUACUUCCAGGGAGACUUGCAGCUUUACUCCAUGGAGGGGCACGGCACUGACGCAGUCAUCCACCUGAAGGCUUUGUCGACUGACUCGGUGGAGAGGUUGCCAGUUUUCAACAAGACUGCACUGCGUCACUACAAGCUGAGUUUGGAGGCCGACGAUUGGUGCAUUCCCUCCAAGGAGCCACGAGACCUGGCCGUUUACCGCGCUUCCAAGUGAUUCAGUGAUGACAGCUUUUGCUGCACCUCAUGAACCGGAGUUGUGGUACCAGAGCUGUUACCCCGGCCUGAUUAAAAAUGGCCAAGGAGAUCCAAAAAGAGAAAAGAGCAUCUGCGCCCUGAUGGUCUGGGAACCUUUUGGAUUCCUGUUCCUGUUCCUCCCUCCUCUUGUUUUUACGUGUGUGGUUUGGAUUAGUAGAACAGCAGAACGAUGCUGACAUUUAAGAUAGUAGAUAGUCUAAGAUGGGGUGAGAUGGAGAGGUUAAUUGAGAGCUCAUGGUAGGAAUGAACAAUUUGAAGAAAAUAUCCCAUUGUGAACAUUACCCAACAAACAUUGGGAUUGUGGCAUUUCACCCAAACAUUAGUAACUUGUUUUGCUGAUUCCUCAAAAUUAAGUUUUUUCUAUGCUGCUUCCUAGCCAUUUCUUUCUCAAGAGUUCCAGUGCAUAUUAACAAAGAAGUACAUUUCUUUGUUUUUGCUUUAUAAAAAGGGAAAAGUUUGGUCUGUUCUUGUAUGCCUGAUGUUGCAACCAUUCUCAUUCACACCUUGUCAAAUAUCAAAGCUCGGUCAGUGACAUGUGUUCAGUGAAACUUGUUUUGUUGUACCUUUGCUUGUUUUGUACAAAUGGACAAUGGAAUACUUGUGUUGAAUCCCUGCACAAUCACUGAUUGAGGAGAAUCGAGUUGAAUGCAUGUACUGCAGCAAUGUCACGGUGUUCUGUAAACUGGUCUGCUGUAGACAGUGAUGGUUAUCCAUUUAUUGGCUUUGUCCAUUACUUGGUUUUGAUGAAUGUGACAGUGAGUAGCUUUAUAUUGAUAAUCACUUGUAUGUUUGUUUCAAACUCACUAUUUGAUAAAAAGGUUCGGUGUCUAUAUUCUAUUGUAUAUUUGAAGUGAACAGUUCAUAAUAGAGACCCUCUAUUUUUUUAAGAUAUGUUUGUAAAAUAAAUGAUACUUAAAGUAAUUAAACUGCUGUAUUCAUCAUUCUGCGA